CAGUACACCUGCAUAGAGCAUUAAGAGGGGUUACAAUCAUUUUAAUUCUGGGCAUGUCGACUGUCGAGGAGUGCAGUCAGUGACAGCUAAACGGUUCCAUAACAGCUAGUAUGCUUAUGGAGGAGAAUGAGCCGAGCGUCCAGCAGUAGACUGUCCGUGCUGCCACUGAGAGUGGCUGACAACCGAACAAGUAUGGUCAAUGCCACUCCACAAAGCAAAGACUCUGGCUUCGGAAAGCUGAACAUUCCAAAACCUCAGUCUGGUACAUCCGAGAGGCGGACAAGCUUUUUUGGAAAGAGGGCCAGUGGGACUGGCAUGCCUCGUAACAGCAGUAUAGGUACAUUUGGAGGGGCUGAGAAGAUCAAGGACCCCCGACCCCUUCACGACAAACAAUUUGUCCAGCAAUGCAUAAAAGACCUGUGUGAGUUUCUUUCAGAGAAGGGCUUCCCUGGCACAGUGUCAGUUAAGUGCCUCCAGUCCCCGUCCACCAAGGAGUUCCUGAAGAUCUUUGGGUUCAUUUACAGCCUCCUGGAUCCCACCUUCCAGUUGCCGACAUCCAAAAUAGAGGAGGAGAUUCCCCGAAUGCUCAAAGACUUGGGGUAUCCGUUUGCCCUCUCAAAAAGUUCCAUGUAUUCAGUCGGAGCCCCUCAUACCUGGCCACAGAUCCUCGGGGCUCUGGUGUGGCUUAUUGAUACUGUGAAGCUCUUCAACUCCAUGAGAGAACAAGACCUUCUCUUUUCCGAUAUUUCUGACGGUAGCUCUGAGAUUGAGGAUGGAGUCGAAUUCAACAAGCUGUUUCUUGAGUACACUUCUGAGACCUACGACCGUUUCAUGCAAGGUGCAGACACCUUUGAAGAGGAGGAUCAGGAAUACCUCACUAGACUGAAGAAACUUUAUAAUGUGGAUGAAGCCCUUCUGGAAUCUAUGGCUGAGAAACACAGUAUUCUGACUGAGGAGGUUGAGAGGCUUGAGAAAGAGAGCCAACAGGAUCGGUUAAUGGCCAAAAGGACUGAGAAGCUCAAGUUUCAGACAGAUCAACAGAAAAUGAGAGAUUAUCUCAGUAAAACAGAGGCCUUCAAAUCUAACUUUGAGAACAAAGCGGCAGAAAUAGCCGAGGAGCUGGAGGCCACAGGUCUUCAGAUAGAAACUCUGAAGCAGGAGCAAGCCAGGCUCCAGCACAUACUGGUGAACCAGAAGUUUUCGCCCGCGGACAUCGAGAGGAUCAACCGGGAGAGAAACGAGCUCCAGCACACAAUCAACACCCUGAGCAAGAGCCAGGAGGAGGCCGAGCAGCACAUGUGGAACGAAGAGAUCGUGCUGGCCAAGGCCAAGGAGAGGGUUGAAGUAAAGCUUGGAGAAUACCACAAGCUUGCGCGUAAACUGAAGCUUAUCCCCGCAUCUGCUGAAAAUGCCUGUGGGCGGGAUUUCGAGAUCAAGGCCGCCACAGACUACGGGCCAUCCAUGACAGCGCAAUACAAAGUUCAGAUUCAGAAUCCUCUCAGGGAUAUGAUUUCUCACAUUGACGAGGAGCUAAGUAGACUCGCCAACAAGAAGUUAAGUCUGGAGGAGGCUGUGGAACAGCUGACGUCCAACAUUGCGGACAAGGCUAAUGACAUAAAGCAGCUGAAGGAGGAAAUCAGAAGAAUUGAUGAGCAGCUUGAAUACGACAUGCAGGAGAGUGCUCGUGAUGAGGAGAAAUGGGCCAAAGAUCUGGAGUCGAUGGAGAACAACAAGAGACUCUUGGAGAAGAGGGUUACCGAAGGCUACGACAACGCCGUGAAAGAGCUCAAGGCGGUGCAGCAGCAGUAUCACCUGGUCCUGCUAGAGACCAAUGAGAAGCGCAGGACUGUGGCAAACAAUCUCUACAAUGUGUUCACUACAGCAACCAACCACCUGUCCAUCGUGGAGAACUCCUUAGAGGAUCAGCACAAAAGGUGGGAGAGGCUCUACAAGGAGAAACUACAGGAGGAUGAAGCUGAACAGAGAGAACUGAAAGAGAUGGUGGAAAGCUCCAUAGCAAAAGCUAAUGCUUUAUAGUGCCGCCUGUCAGAUUGCCUUGGAAGGUAGAUUGAGUGUAUAUAAGUACAGCUGGUGCUGUGGCUUCCACUUCUGGAAUGACUGAUAUUAGAAAUUAAAGCCUUUUUUUAUUUAUUUUUUUUAAACCUAAUAGCAUGAAUAGGGAGAUGAUGGGAAAUGGAAGCUCCAGCAACCCUACCUGAGGAGAUGGCUGUAGUGUCAUUUUACUGCCAAGAGAAGAGGGUUACCAUUUUACUGUUUGUAUUUGUUUCUCUUUGUUUUUCCAUUUGUUUAUGUUGAAGAUCAAAAUAUAAUAAAGUGUAUCAUUUCA
Messenger RNA from Anguilla rostrata (American eel), 2347 nucleotides. It is a transcript of the gene ndc80, whose product is annotated as NDC80 kinetochore complex component. Gene Ontology annotation, biological process: attachment of mitotic spindle microtubules to kinetochore. The transcript has 17 exons. Gene Ontology annotation, cellular component: Ndc80 complex. The coding region runs from base 127 to 2037 and encodes 636 amino acids. The record is from RefSeq and is a predicted model, not a curated record. NCBI's taxonomy places the organism in Eukaryota, Metazoa, Chordata, Actinopteri, Anguilliformes, Anguillidae.